Molecule: messenger RNA, 1431 nt
Organism: Pollicipes pollicipes
Lineage: Eukaryota; Metazoa; Arthropoda; Thecostraca; Pollicipedomorpha; Pollicipedidae
Exons: 4
Coding region: 1-1431 (476 amino acids)
Biological process (GO): potassium ion transmembrane transport; stabilization of membrane potential
Cellular component (GO): plasma membrane
Molecular function (GO): potassium ion leak channel activity; outward rectifier potassium channel activity
Source: RefSeq, a predicted model, not a curated record
AUGGUCAAGCGACACAAGAAAUGCUACCGGCUGCGCUACUACCUGAAGGUGUUCUUCACGCACCUGUUCUCGCACGUGGGCCUGUGUGGCCUAGUGGUCGGCUACUCGGUGAUCGGCGCCUUCCUGUUCGAGUUCCUCGAGAGUCGUAGCGCGGAGGAGACGGCGCGCCCGACGCUGCCCCGCGAGAAGCGCCAGGAGAUCGACGGCUUCCGCGCCCGUUGCCUGGAGGACCUCUGGGCCUUCACCAUGAACUGCACCGUGCUGCGUAAGGCCAACUGGACGGAGCAGGCGCUGCCGCGACUUCGGCAGCUCGAGGAGAACAUCAUCGGCGUGGUGACGUCGCAGCGCUCCAACGGACGCGUCGAGGUCGUCGAGUGGUCCUUCAGCUCCGCCCUGCUCUACUCCGUCACCGUCAUAACCACCAUCGGGUACGGCCACAUCACGCCACGCACCGACGGCGGCAAGAUCAUGACCAUCUUUUACGCGCUGGUCGGCGUGCCGCUGAUGCUGCUCUGCCUGACCAACAUCGGCCAGCUGAUGGCCAACACCUUCCGCUUUACCUACUGGUCCUGCACUGUCAUCUGGCGCCCGCGCCGUCAGCAGCAGACGAAGACCUCGGUGCGCUACACGCAGAAGCGGCCGAGUGCGGUCGGCGAACCGUGCGAGGUGCGCACAAUCACCGCGCCGGACGCCGUCAGGACUAGGAAGUCCUCGAGCGUCGGACGCGCCGCCGCGGUCAGCGCGGCUGGCGACCCGGGCGAGGCGCGCACGCUGACGGUGCUCGACUCAGCCAGGAGCAGCAAGCCCUCGGGCACUGGACGUGCCGCCGUGGUCAGCGCGGCGGAGCACCCGCACCUGCGUAAGAUCACGCGCGAGGAGAAGCGGCUGCGCCGGCUGGCGACGCGCCAGUGCUCCGAACUGAGCGGUACCAGCACGCUGCUCUCGACGCCGUCCAGCCUCGACUCGGGCGUGUACUCGGCCUCCAACCGCUUCACCUUCCCGGAGCCGACGCUGCGCUUCGAUCCGGCUGCCGGCGAGGACGUGGUCGAGGUGGAGGUGGUGAAGGUGGCCAGCCAGCGCGCCGGCCGCGUGCCCAUCCCGCUCGUGCUCGGCUUCGUGACCAUGUACAUCUGCAUGGGCGCCGGCAUCUUCGCCUGGUGGGAGGAAUGGCCUUUCCUGGACGGCGCGUACUUCUGCUUCAUCACGCUCUCAACUAUCGGGUUUGGUGAUCUAGUGCCGGGGACAAAGGUGCUGAAGGCAGAGACGCAGGAAGAUCAGCUGAAGCUGGUCUUCUGCUGCCUCUACCUCAUCCUGGGCCUAGCCAUCAUCGCCAUGUCCUUCAGCCUCGUGCAGGAGGAGGUCAUUGUCAAGUGCAAAGAAGUGGGGAAGUGUACAGGUAUUCUCUAUGACAGCGAUGCAGAGGAUGACUGA